Messenger RNA from Babesia microti strain RI, 909 nucleotides. RefSeq lists its product as hypothetical. NCBI's taxonomy places the organism in Eukaryota, Apicomplexa, Aconoidasida, Piroplasmida, Babesiidae. The record is from RefSeq and is a predicted model, not a curated record. The transcript has 5 exons. Bases 1 to 909 code for a protein of 302 amino acids.
AUGAAAAUACAGAUCCUAAGAUCUGUAGAACAGUGUUUGGACACUAAAUAUUCACAUACUAAAGAAAUACGAUUUAAAUGUAAUGAUAAAAGUUUUUGCAAUAUUAGUCACAGCACACAUUGCAAAGACCCUGUAAUCAAUUUGUAUUAUACAUGUAAAGAUUCAUAUCUAUAUAAUAAAACAGCCACAAAUAGGCAUAUCAAGGUUAACACAUUCGCAUGUGAUGAACAUCCCAUACAUGCAUUUUGUAAAGAUAAAUUAUUGAUCAAUCCAUUAGAAAUUCUACUUUUUGGAGUUGAUGAUGAUCCCAACUAUCAUGAACUCAUUAAAAAUAAAUGUCUACUGAAGAAUCUAUGUAUAAUCAACUUAUCAGACAUAGUAAACUCUAAAAGAAUUGAAUUGGUUGAUGUAUUCGCCCAGUUUGUUUAUAAUUGUGACACUGAAAAAAAUAUUAUAAAUGGAAAGGAAUUCGAAUCAAUUAAACCCGUGUGGAAUUCAGCAUGGAACGUUCGUGGAAUAGAAAACCCCAAUUACAUGAGAAAUGAUGAAUAUACACCCAAUGAUUCAAAAAACAUAUUCAACAUAACUAAAGUUAAACCCAUAUACAUUGAUGGCUAUUCACUAGCUCUACCCCCAAACCAAGAUGCAAACCAUAAACACAUGGACGAGAGUGAUGAUUAUGAUGGGUAUCAGGGAGAUCAGCCAGUGGAAUCCAAACCUCAAAAUUAUUCGGAUGAUAAAGAUGCGCCAUACGAUGCCGUGUACGCGUGCUACGUAAAGGAUGAAAAAUUGGCACAACUAAUGAAUAUAAAUGCACCUCUAGAACUAAGUAUGGUUUGCACAGAUUAUGAUUGCAAAUUUGCUAUUCGCGAGUGCCAGCCUGGAAACUUUAUCUCAAAAAGUAAUUAA